Messenger RNA from Diachasma alloeum, 1568 nucleotides. It is a transcript of the gene Ahcy, whose product is annotated as adenosylhomocysteinase. The transcript is spliced from 5 exons. Gene Ontology annotation, cellular component: cytosol. Gene Ontology annotation, molecular function: adenosylhomocysteinase activity. Gene Ontology annotation, biological process: L-methionine cycle. The record is from RefSeq and is a predicted model, not a curated record. Bases 85 to 1386 code for a protein of 433 amino acids. Lineage: Eukaryota; Metazoa; Arthropoda; Insecta; Hymenoptera; Braconidae.
CACUCGCUGCCGGAUUCUAAACUUCUUCGGGAAUCUUAAAGAGAAAAAUAAUUACCCCGUGCAUUUAUUUUCGUAAGAGAUAAAAUGACUGGAAAACCCAAUUACAAAGUCGCCGAUAUUACCCUGGCCGAAUUCGGCCGGAAGGAAAUCACUCUCGCUGAGAAUGAGAUGCCAGGGCUGAUGGCCAUUCGCAAGAAGUAUGGACCCCAGAAGAUUCUCAAGGGUGCGAGAAUCGCCGGCUGUCUCCACAUGACCGUGCAGACUGCUGUUCUCAUCGAGACCCUCACGGAGCUAGGGGCAGAGGUACAAUGGUCCUCCUGCAACAUUUUCAGUACCCAAGACCACGCAGCGGCAGCAAUCGCGAAGACGGGAGUCCCCGUUUACGCCUGGAAGGGUGAAACCGACGAGGAGUACACCUGGUGCAUCGAGCAAACUCUAGUCUUCAAGGACGGAAAGCCCCUGAACCUUAUCCUGGACGAUGGAGGUGACCUCACCAACCUCGUCAACACUAAAUACCCAGAAUACCUGAAGGAGUGUCGCGGCAUCUCCGAGGAGACAACCACUGGUGUCCACAAUCUCUACAAAAUGCUCCGGGAGAAUAAACUCAAAGUCCCAGCGAUCAACGUCAACGAUUCUGUUACAAAGAGUAAAUUCGACAAUCUUUAUGGAUGCCGAGAGUCCCUGAUCGAUGGAAUAAAGCGAGCAACGGAUGUGAUGAUCGCUGGGAAAGUCUGCGUCGUUGCAGGAUACGGAGACGUGGGCAAGGGUUGCGCCCAGAGCCUCCGAGCCUUCGGUGGUCGCGUCGUCAUCACGGAAAUCGACCCCAUAAACGCUCUCCAGGCUGCCAUGGAGGGAUACGAAGUCACAACUAUGGAGGAAGCUGCUGCAAAGGCCCAGAUCUUCGUCACAACGACUGGAUGCAAGGACAUCAUCACUGGGGCACACUUUGAAUCCAUGCCCGAUGACGCGAUCGUUUGUAAUAUCGGACACUUUGACUGCGAGAUUCAGGUGUCGUGGCUGGAGAAGAAUGCCGUUGAGAAGGUCAACAUCAAGCCACAAGUGGACAGGUUCAGGCUUAGCAAUGGGAGACACGUCAUUCUUCUUGCUGAGGGACGACUGGUCAAUCUGGGAUGCGCCACUGGGCAUUCCAGCUUCGUCAUGAGCAACUCGUUCACUAAUCAGGUGCUGGCGCAGAUCGAACUGUGGACCAAGCCUGGCGAGUACAAGAUCGGCGUUCACAUGCUGCCCAAGAAGCUCGAUGAAGAAGUUGCUGCUCUCCACCUGGACAAAUUAGGCGUCAAACUCACGAAAUUGACCCCAGAACAAGCGAAAUACCUGGACAUUCCUGUGAAUGGGCCCUUCAAGCCUGACCACUACAGAUACUAAAUGAAUUCUAAAAACAGAAGAAAAUCAUUUGCGGAUUAACGUAUAGGGCUUAUGGUUUCUACCCUGUUCUAUUCUGUUUUAAGGUCGUCCAACAUCGAGGUUGUACGGGCCGAAGUGUAUGGUUUUACUAAGAGAUAGUGGUGUGAAGUGAGCAUUUGCAUUGAUAAAGAAAAUUUUUUGUA